Prunus armeniaca (apricot) is the source of this 498-nucleotide messenger RNA. Lineage: Eukaryota; Viridiplantae; Streptophyta; Magnoliopsida; Rosales; Rosaceae. The record is from the annotation of a GenBank genome assembly.
AUGGAUCCAGAAGACAUGCAAUCCAUCAAAUUAGCUUCCCUUGAAGAAAAACAAGACCAAAAAAUCAGAUAUUAUGAAACAAGGACGAUAAAGCUGGUCAUCGCUUAUAUUUUCUUCCAAGCUGUUAUAUUCUUGUCUGUUUUUCACCAAAACCCAGCCAUCAGAUGCCAGCAUUGGUGGAUUCCGUUCAGCCUCUCGUCUCUGAUUACUUUCAUCUUUUCCAUAAGCUUCACCAGAUUCGCCAGCAAGUUGGAGCGUAUACAACACCAGCACGACAUCACUGUCAUGGAGCGAGAUUCGAAUCACCACCGAAAAAUGCUCCAACGAAGAGAUCCAACCAAUACUCAUGAUCUGCUUCAGCAACAGCAACAGAUUUUGAAGGGCGAUAUUGUGAACGUUUAUCUGAGAAAUGGCUUCAUUUACUUGGUAUUUGCUGCCCUUCUUGUCUACUCGGUUAUCAUCUUAAUAGCCUGUCGAUUCGUUAUCUGUAAAGACUGA